AUGUCACAAAUUCUUCAACAUAUUAAGAAAAGACCACGGGCUGCAAUGGAACGAGGAAUGCAUCGACGCCCUGAGGAAGCUAAAAGCAUACCUGUCCUCACCGCCACUACUCGUCAAAGCGGACCCAGACUCGCCAAAUGGGCAAUAGAACUAAGCGAGAACGAUAUAACUUACCAACCGCGAACUGCCAUUAAGUCGGGUGCUCGCCGAUUUUGUCCCGACUUUAGCGCAGAAAUAUUACCCGCGGCGGAACAGGAAGCGCUUCGCGCUUCCGAUGGAAUACUCCCGCAAGACAAGAAAGAGGCCAAGAAACUCCGGGUGCAGGCAGCUCGAUACAGCCUGGUAAAUCAUGACCUCUACAAAAGAACAUUUGGCGGUCCCCUAGCCAAAUGUCUUGGACCACACCAAACUAGGCAAGUACUGGAGGAAGUACACGAGGGUCACUGCGGCGCCCAUAUAGGGAAUCGCGCCCUCGUUCGAUGUCUCAUUCGCGCCGGCUAUUACUGGCCUACUAUGAAAAAAGAAGCCGCGGACUACGUUCGGAGAUGCGAGCAAUGCCAAAAGUACGCCCCUAUGAUACAUCAAGCAGGGGAACUCCUCCAUUCGGUCACCUCGCCAUGGCCUUUCAUAAAGUAG
This is a messenger RNA of Nicotiana attenuata, 636 nucleotides long. RefSeq lists its product as uncharacterized. Lineage: Eukaryota; Viridiplantae; Streptophyta; Magnoliopsida; Solanales; Solanaceae. The transcript is spliced from 3 exons. The record is from RefSeq and is a predicted model, not a curated record. Bases 1 to 636 code for a protein of 211 amino acids.